AUGGUUCAAGCGUCUUUUCCGUUGACUGGACCUCCACGAGGGACCGUCCGAGUGCUCUGCACACCCUGGAACCCCUCCCGGCGGGAGCGUGUGGACGCGCGCGCGGCUCUGAACGACGCUCCUGUGGACAUAAUGACCCUUCUGCUUCUCCUGCUGUUCCUCUGCGAGGCCCACAGCCAGGCGGCGUCAAAGCCCAACUUCGUCCUGCUGAUGGCUGACGACCUGGGCAUCGGGGACCCUGGUUGCUAUGGCAACAAGACUCUCAGGACUCCCAAUAUCGACCGCCUGGCCAGAGGGGGCGUGAAGCUCACACAGCACCUGGCAGCAUCGCCGCUGUGCACGCCCAGCAGGGCGGCCUUCAUGACCGGCCGGUACCCCGUCCGCUCAGGAAUGGCAUCUCAGUCCCAGGUGGGAGUUUUCCUCUUCUCGGCCUCUUCUGGAGGACUGCCCCCCAGUGAGAUUACGUUCGCCAAGCUUCUGAAGGAUCAAAGUUAUUCCACAGCUCUGAUAGGCAAGUGGCACCUGGGCAUCAGCUGCCACGACCGUGGCGACUUCUGUCACCACCCGACCAGCCACGGCUUCGACUACUUCCACGGGCUGCCCUUGACCAACCUGCGUGACUGCAAGCCGAGGGGAGGCACCGUGUUCGCCCCGGGCAUCCGGCUGCUGGUCUUCGUGCCUCUGAGGCUCAUCACCGUGGCCCUGCUGACCCUGGCCGCGCUCAAGUGGCUGGGGCUCAUCCGGACGCCCCGCUGGGUCUUCAUCGGCCUCCUCCUCCUGGCCACCCUGCUCAUCGGCCUCCUGCUGGGCUUCCUGAACUACUUCCGGCCGCUCAACUGCUUCCUGAUGCGGAACCGUGAGGUCACGCAACAGCCCCUGUCCUACGACAACCUCACGCAGAGGCUCACGGUGGACGCCACACGCUUCUUACGGCAGAUCUUGGAUGUCCUCGACAAGUUGAAACUGACUGAUAACACCCUGGUCUACUUCUCCUCGGACCAAGGAGCUCAUAUAGAAGAGGUGACCAUCAAAGAUGAAGUCCACGGAGGCAGUAACGGAAUCUACAAAGGGGGAAAAGCGAACAACUGGGAAGGAGGCAUCCGGGUCCCCGGCAUCAUGCGGUGGCCGGGCGUGAUCCCGGCCGGCCUGGAGAUUGACCAGCCCACCAGCAACAUGGACAUCUUCCCCACGGUGGCCAAACUCGCGGGGUCUCCUCUGCCACAAGACAGGAUCAUCGACGGCCGGGACCUGAUGCCCUUGCUGCGGGGGGAGACCCAGCGAUCAGAGCAUGAGUUUCUCUUCCACUACUGCAACUCCUAUCUGAACGCUGUGCGCUGGAACCAGCCCAACAGCACGUCCAUCUGGAAAGCCUUUUUCUUCACCCCCAAGUUCUUCCCCGAGGGUUCCAACGGAUGCUUUCACACCCGCGUGUGUUUAUGUGACGGGCAGUAUGUCGCCUACCACGACCCACCCCUGCUGUUUGAGAUUUCCAGAGACCCCCGGGAGAGACACCCGUUAACCCCGGCGUCGGAGCCGCGGUUCCAGGAGAUCCUGGCGACCAUGCAGGAGGCGGCGGCCCGCCACGUCCAGACCCUGCAGGACGUCCCCAACCAGCUGUCCCUGGGGAACCUGAUCUGGAAGCCGUGGCUGCAGCUGUGCUGUGCGUCAUCAGGGCUGUCCUGCAAGUGUGACCGGGAGAAGCAGGACGGGAGACGAUCUUAGCCGUUAUCGUGGCGUCUGGGGGUGCAUGGGGUGGGGAGGGGGCGCCCCGCCAGCAGCAUCAGGGACGAGCGCCCAGGAUCGACACUGGGGGAAUGAAGCCCUGGCUGCCUCCCUCCUUCCCACACACCUGGACGCUCCAUCAAGACCCCCCUCCACACACACACACACACACAUACCUGUCCCCCCGGGGGGGGAAUCAACGUUUGCAAUAAACAGAGACAAGCAUGUUAGUUACGUCUUCCGAGGCCAACUGUUCACGUGGAUGGACAAAUGGGCAGUGAGUGUCCAACAUCUGUGCGGCUGGAGGGCAGGAAGGGGCACAGAUGAGCUGCUGGCCUCUCAGACAGCGUCAUCCAUGGCUGGAGGCGUUGCUUACUCCACAGCUGACUUGAUGCCCUGGUCACCAGGAUUUCCGCUAGAGAGCCUCGCAUGAGAGCGAACCAAAUGUUAAGUGUUUACUGAACUCUAGCACCGGCCACUUUUUUACCCUGAGUAAAAGAGCGUCUUGCCCAAUCACAGAUGAUGGUUAAGUUGCCGUCUUCUGGUGACUGAAAGGCGAUUACCGUCAGUGUUAUUUGCAAAUACGUAUGAAGUACUCUUCAUGCGAUCCAUGUUUGUGCAUGGAUAUGUGUCUUUCUUCGAGAAGUCUGCAGUAUUUAGACGCUCAUCACUGUUGAAGGAGAGGCAACCAGAGCCUCACAGAUGUGGUUAGAGUGACUGCAUUUUGGUGAGCUCUCUCAGGGAAUGUCGAGGCUGAGACACACCUCUCUGGCCCGUAUGUCUCCAGCCCGUCAUUUGUAGCACGCCGUUUGGCUUCUGCUGUCCCUUGGGUGAAUGGCGUUUCUGAACUAAGAGUCCUACUUCAGUGAUUCUGCAGUCCAAGAAAUCCCCUCUAACAGAAUUCAGAAUUAUUGGUGUGUGAAAUGUAUGCUGUUUCACAUGGGUGGGGGGUUUGGGGUGGCGGAGACACAAGCUAUGAGACAUAAGCAGUCCAUGACCCAUGCCCACAAAGACACAAGCUAUCAGAUAUAAGCAAUCCACGACCCAUACCUGUGAAGACAUGAGCAAUCAGACAUAAGCACUCCACGACCCAUACCCACGAAGGCACUAGCAAUCAGACAUAAGCAGUCCAUAACCCAUACCCACGAAGACACGAGCCAUCAGAUUUAAGCAGUCCAUGACCCAUACCCAUGAAGACACUAGCAAUCAGACAUAAGCAAUCAAUGACCCCUACCCAUGGAGACACAAGCAAUCAGACAUGAGCAGUCCACGACCCAUACCCACGAAGGCACUAGCAA
Molecule: messenger RNA, 3020 nt
Organism: Odocoileus virginianus texanus
Lineage: Eukaryota; Metazoa; Chordata; Mammalia; Artiodactyla; Cervidae
Source: RefSeq, a predicted model, not a curated record